CUUAGAUGCAAUAGAAAGAUUCUCCUUCCCUGGCUAAUUGUUUUCGGUCUGCCAAACAAAUGUGAUUUAAGCACAGUUUUGGUUCAGCAUAGUUUCACAUUCACUAUAGCAGGCAAACAUUCAGGUGCCUAAAAAUUGGCAUGAAAAACACCAGGUUGAAUAUCAGUUGUCAGCACAAUAGGGAUAAUCCUAUUGCUAAGUACACUAAGACAAAACAAGAGCUGGUUAGCCUGGAAUUGCAGUCUAUUACAUCUGCUAAUCCUGGAUUAAAGGAUGGUGAUGAUGGCGAACACAAGGACAAAACAUUGAUAAACAACCUACCUGGUAACCUUUCAGGAAAUGGGAAUGGAUCGAUUUUCAUUAGCAUCUACAACCACAAUUACAGCAUGCAAUAUCCUCCUACUACGUACGAAAUACCUGUCCAUUCCUAUUAUCCUCCACUUAGGCCUCCUUCUGCAUUUGGUAACAAGAGGGCUGUGUUAUUUGGAAUCAGUUAUGCUAACACAGCGACAGCGAAGAAGCUUAAAGGUUCUGUGAAUAAUGCUCGGUGCAUGAAACAUUUUCUGAUUGACAAGUUGGGAUUUCCUGGAAAUUCCAUUUGCAUGCUCACAGAUGAUUCAGAAGAGAAAAACACAAUUCCAUCAAAAAGUAACAUGCGGAUGGCCAUGAGGUGGUUGGUUGAGGGCUGCAAACCUGGGGAUUCAUUGGUGUUUUACUUCUGUGGUCAUGCAUCAAGGGUUAAAGACCGUAACGUGGAUGAGGUUGAUGGGUAUGAUGAAGCAAUAUGCCCUGUCGAUUAUGAGCAGGAGGGGAUGAUACUCGAUGAUGAAAUCAAUGCUACAAUUGUUAGGCCUCUACCUCAUGGUGCCAAACUACAUGCCCUUGUUGAUGCAUCCUUUAGCGGGACAAUUCUUGACAUACCAUUUGUAUGCAAGAUGAACCGGAUUGCUUCUUUUGGAUGGAAAGAUCACAGACACCGGAGAGCUGGCAACAAAGGCACGAGAGGAGGGCUAGCGGUUUGUAUUUCCGCCUGCGAUGAUAGUGAUGGAAAGGCAGGAAGAAAAUCGGCCUUGACUUACAGUUUCCUUCAAAUCAUGCAAGAUGUACCUAAAUUGACAUAUGGUCGCUUGCUCAAUGACAUGCUCUUUACAAUCCAAUGGGCUAAAGCAGGAAAGUUGGAACUAAAAGGCCAAGAUUUUGCCCGGAACACUUGGAAACAAAAUACUCAUGAGCCACAACUAUCCUCUACUGAGAAGUUUGAUAUUUCUACCAAGUUGUUUCAAAUCUGACACAUCAAUAACGGCACGGAAAAAGAAACUGGGUGCCGGAAUAGAAAAAAGACUAAUGUCCAAUUAGCAAUAAGGGAAGUACUUGUAUGUACUUAAUCAAUUGUACUCUCCAAACACAAUCUGCACCGAAACAUUGAUGAAAAUUAAGCCAUUCUCUGAUUUGUAUUUUUUAUGAUUUUUAAGGAGGUGAACGAGUUAUCUAAAUUACGUUGUUAAA
Molecule: messenger RNA, 1506 nt
Organism: Medicago truncatula (barrel medic)
Lineage: Eukaryota; Viridiplantae; Streptophyta; Magnoliopsida; Fabales; Fabaceae
Product: metacaspase-1
Exons: 5
Coding region: 141-1289 (382 amino acids)
Biological process (GO): proteolysis
Cellular component (GO): cytoplasm
Molecular function (GO): cysteine-type endopeptidase activity
Source: RefSeq, a predicted model, not a curated record